GACCAUACCAUAUUACUGGGUUUCACUGUUUUUUGCACAGUCACCCUCCGAGAUCUCUCCUCUAACUCUGCUGCUCCUGCCGGGCAUAUUCACUAGGUCUGGUGUUGGCCCUGCGUAUUUAAGCGCCAGUGCUGGAGGCGCUUGCCAUCUCUUUCCUAUCUCUUUGUCUCUACUACUAUCCACACCGGUGUCUCUACAAACUACCCCAACCUCGCCACAUACGAAAGCAUAUAACCGUAGACCACCACUAGCUUAUACAGAGCAAGCAGCGAGGAUAUCAUGACGGAUACCGCUGAACUAGAGGCCAAGAUUGCGGCUCUUGCAGGUCGCAUCAAUCUUCACAAACAACAGGAACAAGGUCAGCCACAGAGCCCGCCCCGGCCUGCGACCGGUAUGGACUUCGUACACCCAUCUACCUCACCGAGGGACGCGAUAUUGACCGGUGGUGAAGGGUAUGGACGAGGACGCGGACGCGGACGAGGUGGACCGAACUGGGCACCUCAGCGUGGUUCUCCGUAUGCUUAUCCCCGAGGACGAGUUGCUAAAUUUCCCUACUCCACGCAUCGGAACCGCACCCUAGUCCUGAACGGCAACCCAGCCACUCCUCCCAACGGUGGGGCACAACAGAUGGACGCAGUGGAUUCGAACACUUGGGUCGCCAAGAAUGACAGACACAUGCAGCUGAUCAACACCUCGGUGUACGACCAGAUCAGCAAGGAGCGUGCUCGGUCGAUGGCAAAUACCACAGCGUCAAAGCAGAGCGAGCAAGACGCUCGAGAAAAGGCCAGAUUGAGCAACCAUUUCGAAGGCAUCUCUCGUCGACCCUCCCACGGUGUAGCCCGAAAGCCCACCGACAUCCCCGAACUCUUGAUCGGUACUACUCGAUUCCAGGUAGCUGAUGGGGGCAGUAAACUGCUGCGGCUCUCGCGGGAUCCCACUCAACUGACUCCCAAGCGACACACUAUCGCUGGAGUCAUGUUCGUUCGAAGCAAGAACGGAAACUUGUAUCGUUCUGGCCUAGUCAAAGGGAAAAAGAGACGUGAAGUCCUAAAAGUCGAUGAGCUUUGCCCGCGUUUCACACCAACUGGAUCGUGUGCGAGAGGACCAACUUGCCGGUUCGUACAUGACAUUGAUAAGCUUGCGAUUUGCAAGGAAUUCUUGACGAAGGGCAAAUGCGCCCUGGGCGAUGGUUGCGAGCUCUCUCACACCCCUACCCCCAAUCGUGUUCCAGCAUGCCUUCACUUCGUCCGUGGCAACUGCACGAACGACAAAUGCCGCUACGCCCACGUCCGCAUCAACCCUACUGCGCCAGUUUGCCGCGCUUUUGGUCGCCUCGGAUACUGCGACAAAGGCGCCGACUGCCCCGACCGCCAUAUGUUUGAAUGCCCUGACUAUGCUAACAAGGGAAUGUGCCGGAACGCGAAAUGCCGUCUUCUCCAUGUCGAUCGCGCAAGCCAGCUUCGCAGCAAAGCAGCUGCAGCGGACAGCCUGGCGGCCUCGGAAGAUGAUGACUACCAAGACAUCUCCAGCGAUGAGGAGGUCUUUGGGGACAGCGACGACUUUGACUCUGAAGGGCUCGAUGAUGACUCCGACAUCAUUGGUCAUGGGCUUUCCCAGCAGGAGGACUACGUGCGAAUCUGAAAGUAACAGUAAGUUAGGGUAUGGUCAUAGGACUCGCUGAGUCCUGAAGCUCUAAUGAGCAUUAUGCCGGCGUUCGGAUUGUGGUAGAGCUUGCCAUCGAUACCCAUUUUAUGGCAUUGCUAGGGUUGCACCAUCCAUCAUAUCUAUAUUUGCGAUCAUUGUUUCUGCAAGAGCAUGGGAUUAUGACAGUUCGGGUUUGGGAUUCUAAAGGUUGACGACCUCUGAGGAACAUCAGAAAGAUUGUAGUACUAGAUCCAAAUAGAAAUGAAUCAUGAUGUCUGACAAG
Messenger RNA from Mytilinidion resinicola, 1927 nucleotides. RefSeq lists its product as uncharacterized. Lineage: Eukaryota; Fungi; Ascomycota; Dothideomycetes; Mytilinidiales; Mytilinidiaceae. The transcript has 5 exons. Gene Ontology annotation, cellular component: nucleus. Gene Ontology annotation, molecular function: metal ion binding. The record is from RefSeq and is a predicted model, not a curated record. Bases 280 to 1641 code for a protein of 453 amino acids.